This is a messenger RNA of Cladophialophora psammophila CBS 110553, 1437 nucleotides long. RefSeq lists its product as uncharacterized. Gene Ontology annotation, cellular component: membrane. Gene Ontology annotation, molecular function: transmembrane transporter activity. The record is from RefSeq and is a predicted model, not a curated record. NCBI's taxonomy places the organism in Eukaryota, Fungi, Ascomycota, Eurotiomycetes, Chaetothyriales, Herpotrichiellaceae. The coding region runs from base 1 to 1437 and encodes 478 amino acids. Gene Ontology annotation, biological process: transmembrane transport. The transcript has 9 exons.
AUGGCGCAAGGAAUUGUCGGUGGUGGCUCAGUCGGCCUGUUCUGGGGCUGGAUCUUUGUCUCCGUCGGAAUCACCUUUAUGGCAAGUUCGCUUGCCGAGCUGGUCAGCAUGUGGCCUUCUGCCGGUGGUCAAUACGUUUGGGCGGCUGAAGUGUCUCCAAAGAAGCACAAGGCAAUCAUAAGCUGGUAUGUCGCUUGGAUCAGUAUUGCAGGCCUCUGGCUGGGAGCGAUUUCGUGCGGCAUGGGAGUUGCAGUGCAAACUCAAUCUUACGUGGCUAUUGCCCGUCCCUACAGAAUGGCGAGAUGGCACGCAUUCUUGAUCAACGUGGCUGUACUUGUUAUUUGGGUGAUUUUCAACCUUGUCUAUGUAAAAGGUAUUCACUGGAUGAACCAAAGUGUGCUAUGCAUCCAUGUUCUUGGAUAUUUUGCUGUCAUCAUCACGUUGGCGGUGUGCACUGACACUAAACACGAUGCCAAGUACGUCUUCACAAACUUUGAGAACUCCACUGGCUGGAGCCAGGAUGGCAUUGCGUGGUGUAUCAGCCUGCUUCCAGCGUUAUUUGCCUUUUUCUCUCUUGAUACUGCUUCACACUACAGCGAGGAGAUCAAAGAUGCGAACAUUGCAGUUCCAAGAGCGAUGUUCCUCCAAGCAGUCUUGAAUGGACUUAUGACGAUACCUUUCAUCAUUACGGUCUUGUUCUGCAUUGGUGACCCGUUGGGCGUUCUUUACAACUCUCAAAUAGGUUUCACCAGCCCUUUCACGCAGAUCCUGUUCAACAGCACUGGAAGUCCAGUGGCUGCAAUUGUCCUUAAUACGAUCAGCAGCUACGUUGCAUUCGCGGCAGGCCUCGAUCUCUGGGGCGCUGCCGCCCGGGCUAUGUGGUCAUUGGCAAGGGAUGGAGGCCUCCCGCCCUCCUUCGCUCGUAUCCAUCCUAAGUUCGAUGUACCCAUCGAAUGUUUACUGGCGAUGGCCCCUCCCGCGCUGAUCAUUGUCAUGAUUUACAUUUUCAACACGACAGCCUUCUACGGCAUUAUGGCGGGUGUUGUCGUCACUUUCCAACUAAGUUAUGUCAUACCAAUCGGCCUGCAUCUCUUCUACGCGCGACGAAGGUUAGCAUUGACCAAGGGCCCUUGGUCCCUAGGUCGUUACGGAUGGGCUGUCGAUAUGGUGUCGUUUUGCUUCGGUAUUUUCAUGAUCAUCUUCAUGUCCCUCCCAACUUACCAGCCUGUGACAGCUGCGACCAUGAACUAUACUGUCGCAAUUAUUGGCUGUAUCCUACUAUUUGCCACAGUUCUCUACUUUGUGUAUGCCCGUGGAAGAUACAAUGGACCUACAAUCAUCCUCGACGCAGUCAGAGUCUCUACAGAUGUGCCGGUCCACACCGUCGAGAUUGGAGAGGAAGCUUCAAAAGUGCAACUGCAAACAAAGCUGGCUUAA